This is a messenger RNA of Cololabis saira (Pacific saury), 3196 nucleotides long. It is a transcript of the gene kcnk10b, whose product is annotated as potassium channel, subfamily K, member 10b. Lineage: Eukaryota; Metazoa; Chordata; Actinopteri; Beloniformes; Belonidae. The coding region runs from base 329 to 2056 and encodes 575 amino acids. The record is from RefSeq and is a predicted model, not a curated record. The transcript is spliced from 7 exons. Gene Ontology annotation, molecular function: potassium ion leak channel activity. Gene Ontology annotation, cellular component: membrane. Gene Ontology annotation, biological process: potassium ion transmembrane transport; stabilization of membrane potential.
GGACCACUGCUGAGGGCUUGAGUGUGAGAUGGGGUGUCGUUUGGACCACAGGGAUGUGCCACGGCUCAGAGAAAGGCGUCUGAAGCAGACUAUCACACUGCGAUCACGCCAGACACACAGAAAGGAGGGGUUUUUUAUUUUACUAUGAGGCGGACAAUGCGGCUUCGCGAUGCUCCUCUGUAAGCCUACAAUUACAAUCCUUUUCCACAAAAGCGCACGGACGGAAGAUGUAGAAAAAAAUAAUCCAUCGCGUUUUUCUCGCCUUCUCUAAUUUUACAUUGGAGUUGAAUGCAUUUUUAACUACACUGUGACAGAAAAAAGAUCAGAGAUGAAAUUUCCAAUAGAAAACCCGGCGAAACAAGUUAACUGGAGCCCAGACCAAGUGGCGGUCCAGACCAACUUGGUGCCUCCCAAAAAGGUCCAGCCUGGCACGACGAAGUCGACCCUGGUCCAGGCGAGUGUGGCCACCAUGCAAAACCCCAUGGGCUGCGAGCCAAAGACCAACGGCCACUGUCAGCUUCCACGGCUCUCCAUCUCGUCCCGCUCUGCCAGCGUGGUGGCCAGUUUGGACACCUCCAGCGACGGCUCACUUGCGGCGCUCCACUCGGUCAUGAAGUGGAAGACGGUGCUGGCCGUGUUCAUCGUGGUCGUUCUCUACCUGGUUGGUGGCGCGCUGGCUUUCAAGGCUCUGGAGCAGCCAUUUGAGAGGAAGCAGAAGAACAGCAUCACCCUGGAGAAGGCCUCUUUCUUGGAAAGACACUCAUGUGUCACCCCUGAGGAGUUGGAUGAAAUAAUCAAGUAUGCCAUGGAGGCGGUGAGCGCCGGUGUGAGGCCUCUGGGAGACACGUCGUACAACUCCAGUUACUGGGACCUCGGCAGUGCCUUCUUCUUCGCUGGAACUGUCAUCACAACCAUUGGAUAUGGAAACAUAGCUCCAAGCACAGAAGGCGGGAAAAUCUUUUGCAUCCUCUAUGCCAUAUUUGGCAUCCCUAUCUUUGGCCUUUUGUUGGCGGGGAUCGGAGACCAGCUGGGGACCAUCUUUGUGAAGAGCGUAUUUCGAGUUGAGAAAAUAUGCAGGCAGAAACACAAACAGAUCAGUCAGACAAAGAUAAGAGUGAUGGCAGUCAUCCUGUUCAUCCUGGCUGGCUGCAUCGUGUUUGUCACCAUCCCUGCUGUCAUCUUCAAGUACAUUGAGGGCUGGAGCACACUGGAGGCCAUCUACUUCGUAGUGAUCACGCUCACGACAGUGGGAAUCGGAGACUAUGUGGCAGGUGGAAAUCGAAUGAUUGACUAUAGGAACUGGUACAAGCCCCUGGUGUGGUUCUGGAUCCUUGUGGGCUUAGCGUACUUUGCAGCCGUCCUCAGCAUGAUAGGAGACUGGCUUCGAGUGCUUUCCAAAAAGACCAAAGAAGAGGUUGGGGAGAUUAAGGCUCACGCAGCUGAGUGGAAAGCAAAUGUACGAGCAGAGUUCCGUGAAACGCGCCGACGUCUGAGUGUGGAAAUCCACGACAAGCUCCAGCGGGCCGCCACGAUCCGCAGCAUGGAGCGCCGCCAGCUGGGCCUGGAGCAGAGAGCCCACUCCCUCGACAUGCUCUCUCCAGAAAAACGAGCCUUGUUCGCCAGUCUGGACGCGGGCCGUUUCAAGACGUCUUCCCAGGAGAGCAUUGACACCAAACUGAAUAACCUCAGGCUGAAGGGGGCGUGUGAGCCGUACGACCAGCAGGGCAGCGAGCAGACGCCGCAGACGGCGUCUUCCUCGGAGGAGAAUCUCUUCAACCUACGCUUUGGAUCUCUCACUAAACUGGCCAGGCGUAACAAGAACCGUGAGCUGCGCAGGAACAUUCCCGAGGAUGCACGACGUGCCAGUGUAGCUAUAAAUAACGGCAUCACCAUGCCGGAGGAGGAGAGGAGGGAGGAAGAGGAUGGGGAACCAGAGGAGAACGGGGAGAAGAAAGAGGAAAACAUCAGUUUGACAAACCUGCCGCAGUUUGUGAUGGAGCGCUCAAAGUUGAAUGGGUUCACGCCAACACAGGCCGGCGAUGCCGAGAAUGUUUAGUCAUUGAAUGCAUGAACACUAAAGCCACAGACAAAGUGUGAAGACAGACAGAAUGAUACUCAGACUGAGUCACAGGGAGAGUGCACAGUCCUUUGAGAUGUCAAUUUAUGUGCCUUUCUGUUUCCUAUGCUUAAACUUGGACCGCUAGCAGGAAAUUCAGUCAUCGUGCCAUAACUAUGGGAAAGAAAAACAUGUUGCCAAAUACAAAGAAAACUGAACAGAGAACAGCCUGUUGGUAGAUACCUCACAUAUGCAUAUAUCUUUGUAAAAUGGGCUGCCUGUGAUGUAAACUGGAACCGUCUCACUCAGCGCUGUCGUCUCUAUGCCUUCAAGGCUCUGAUGAGACUCAAAGGCAAUGAUCAUUUGUUAGCUUUGAGUUGGGAUUUUUCAUAGUGAGGGCACAACUGUGAGGGAACUGAAUUCAUAUCAAUCAUCUUCAGAGACAUUAUUGAUCAUUUUGUCAUCUCAUACUGUGGUGGAUCUGUUUUAUUUGUAUUUAUUUGUUUUUUAACCCAUCAGCCUGCUACAAUAGGACAUCAGCAUUCAACGACUGGAGGAUGGAAGGUGGAGUUUCUGCUGGAUCAAUAGACAAUACUAGUAGCGACUAGAGAACAUGUACUAUUAUCAAUUAUCUUGCAUUGGAUGUGGCUUUAAAUAUGUAGCGUGUUGGUUAAAACUACUACAUACUAAAGAGCUUUUGAAGAAAACAAAAUAUACACAGUGCAUGGUUAUUAAAGAAAAGCCAUAGCAGUUAACUAAUGUGAAAACUUACAGCUUACAAUGUUUCUUUUUUGCGAUGACAUGAAAUGUUUGGCUUUCACUUCUACGUUUUGCACGUCCAUGGUUAAAGAAAUGUGCUUCAGUGAUGAAUAAUUGUGAAUCAGCACUAGCAUACAAACACUACAGAAGUACUACGAUUGUCAGCAGUGUUGUGCACAAAACAUUUGAACCUUUCUUCUUUUUUCAAAAAAAAAAAUCUUGUAUUUUCCAUUCGCAUUACAAACAUGUCCGUUUUAACCAAUGAAUGUGAUGCUGUUUGAUUUUGUAUUCACCGAGCAUGUUUGCAUCUAUGUUUACGCCUUUUUCUAUCAAUCAAGCACCUAAGUUGUAUGUAUUUUCCAUUAAACUGUGACAUACAGA